CGCGACUAUCAGAACCGUCUUAUCGUCUCCGCGACAGAAUUCGCCAGAGUUAGGCUCAACGAGGGCCGAGGAGCAUUCAUGUUCGAAUUCCAACACAGCACAAAAUCUAUCUUGAGCUUGAACGAUUUCUCGCCGCCGCAGUUUCCAGAAUAUCAUCAAGAAAAAGUAUAUUUUUGAUAAAAGAAUAAAUCACCGUGACUUAGGACUAGGACAUAUAAAUAAAGAUGCUGACCGCGAAGAAAGACAUGACUUUUAGCAACCGUUAUAACAACCGAAACUUGGUGAUAAGCCGGCGAGAUUCGUUCAACGACUGCGUUUCCCAUUCGACCACACCAGUCAUAUUCUCUUUGAAGAAUGAAGUUGGCGGACUGGCUAGGGCACUGAAGGUGUUUAAGGAGAAUAACGUGAAUGUAGUACAUAUUGAAUCUCGAAAAGCUUUGCAUCGCGGAGAUUCGGAAUAUGAGAUUUACGUGGAUUGUGACAGUACUGACGGGCAUAUUCAUGAAUUGAUGGCGCUCUUGAAGAACCACGUUGACAUUAUCAAUAUGCCUGAUAUGGAUGGAGCCGAAUCGGUCGCCCCAGAAGUGAUCCUGAGUGAAAUCCCGUGGUUUCCGCAUACAAUUUCGGAUUUGGAUAAAUGUGCUAAUCGUGUACUGCAUCUUGGAGCUGAAUUGGAUGCUGAUUACCCGGGAUUCAAGCUGGAUCCCGAGUACCGACAAAGACGGAAGUAUUUCACAGAAUUGGGGUACGAAUACAGGCACGGUCAACCAAUGAAAAGAGUGGAAUAUAGCGAAAGUGAAACGAAAACAUGGGGCACUGUUUUCACGGAGUUGAGUCGACUGUAUCCAACCCAUGCUUGCAGGGAAUAUCUGGAGAACUUCAAAGUGUUGGUAGAGGAAGGCAUCUACAGGAAGGAUUCCAUACCCCAACUACAAGACGUGUCUGAGUUUCUUAAAGCUCGAACUGGUUUUCAACUACGACCUGUUGCCGGAUAUCUCUCACCACGUGACUUCUUGGCUGGCCUGGCAUUCCGUGUUUUCCAUUGUACGCAGUAUAUACGCCACAGCUCGGAUCCACUGUACACCAAAGAACCAGAUUGUUGCCAUGAGCUACUUGGUCACGUGCCGCUUCUAGCGGACAAGAGUUUUGCACAGUUUUCACAGGAGAUUGGCUUAGCUUCGCUGGGGGCAUCGGACGAGGAAGUUCAGAAACUGGCAACCUGUUAUUUCUUCACGGUGGAAUUCGGACUUUGCAAGCAAAAUGGAAAAAUAAGAGUGUACGGAGCUGGUCUGUUGUCUUCAAUUGGGGAGUUGAAGCACGCCCUCACCGACAAGGCUAUUAUAAAGUCGUUUAACCCAAUAGAAACGAUUAAAGAAGAGUGUAUGAUUACGACAUACCAGAACUGCUACUUCCUGUCCGACAGUUUUGAAGAAGCUAAGGAGAAGAUGAGAGAGUUUGCCUGUACGAUAAAGCGUCCGUUUGCAGUACGGUACAAUCCAUACACCCAUUCAGUGGAGGUGCUGAGCAACGUGAGACGAAUAGCAGACGUCGUUAACGAGUUGAAGGGCGACCUCAGCGUUUUAAGUAGCGCGUUGGAGAAGUUACAGUCUUAAUACCAGUUCCACUUCCGGUUAACCGGAUUUGUCAAAUAAAAAUAAUAAUAAUAGUAUUAUAAUAAUCAGAACACCUAACUUUCGAUUUAAAUAUUUAUUCUCAAUGCAAUUAUAAGCAAUAGUUUAACUGAAAAUCAAGAGGAACUGGAUGAGG
This is a messenger RNA of Saccoglossus kowalevskii, 1767 nucleotides long. RefSeq names its product tryptophan hydroxylase-like protein. The record is from RefSeq and is a predicted model, not a curated record. Gene Ontology annotation, biological process: aromatic amino acid metabolic process. Lineage: Eukaryota; Metazoa; Hemichordata; Enteropneusta; Harrimaniidae. Gene Ontology annotation, cellular component: neuron projection. Gene Ontology annotation, molecular function: iron ion binding; tryptophan 5-monooxygenase activity.